CCCUGCGCAGGAGCGUCACUCGCCCUGUUUUGCAAGCGUUGACCCGAGCGUUUCGCAGCCUUGCCGCUGCUCGUUCCUCGCCCGCGCCUGCGGCACCUCUUUCUUUCUCCUACGUCGCCCAACAUGGCCAUCUCAGACACUCUGUCGCGGCCCAUCUACGACCGCAAGUACAGUCCGCUGCGGCGGCUGAGCUGGGCCUGGCGCAUCCUGGCGACCUACACCUCCUUCCUCACCUGGUUGGUUUCCACGCCCUGGCUGGCCCUGCGCGCCGUGGCCCCCUACACCGUCCAGGACAACCUGUCUGACGCCGAGAGCGCCUGGUUCGGUUUCUUCACGCCCUUCGCCACCUUCGUCCAGGACACCUCCUACAAGGCCUUCAGCAUCGCCGACUCCACUAUUGACUGGACCAUCAACACCGCGAGCCACAUCUACCACAACAACCUCAAGGGUUUCGAGCAAACCUUUGAGAGCAUCUUGAGCAAUGUCGAGCACCGCGUGCGCAUCCUCAAGGACGACGGCCUGUCGGGCAUUGGCAAGGCGCUGUCCUACGACGUGCACACGCCCCUGAUCCAGAAGACUCCCCUGGCGCACACCGCCCUCGGAGAGAAGCUGUCGUAAUUAGCCUGGGUGCACAGGGGGCAGGGGGAGGGCGGCAGCGUCAAAUCCGUUUGUAGCUUGGUAGCUAGGGCUGUAGUUUGGAUGCAUGGGUGCAACUCGUGAUGUUGGGUUUCAUGUAGUGUUUGCGUGAGAUUGGGACAGGGCUAGCAGCGCUGUGCUGGGUGCGUGGUAUGCCCCCGAGGGGCGUAGCCUUGCACAGGUCUUGAGAAAAUGCAGCCAGCAGGUAUGUGUGUGCGCGGUUGCAAGCACACGGUGUGCGGGGCGGGGCGCAGCGUUGGCGCAGGCCUGCAUGGCGACGCACGCGCAUGUUGGCGAUUGAUCGUGGCUUUGAUUUGAGGGGUGCUGCAGAGUGAUGGACAGCGCAAAUAAACCGGUGCCGGUUGCUCCACAGAUUUUCUCAGAGCCCCAAGGCAUGUGCCAGGUGCUAGCCAUGUUAUUCGCGAGACCGUUGAUCGGUGCUUGAGAUAGAUGACUGUAGGGCCAAUGCAGGUGCCGGGAAGCCAAGGCAACUGCAUGCAGGUUGCGUGACCCGGCCGUGACACUGUAAUGAUUCGCUCUG
This is a messenger RNA of Chlamydomonas reinhardtii, 1177 nucleotides long. RefSeq lists its product as uncharacterized. The record is from RefSeq and is a predicted model, not a curated record. Bases 124 to 618 code for a protein of 164 amino acids. Lineage: Eukaryota; Viridiplantae; Chlorophyta; Chlorophyceae; Chlamydomonadales; Chlamydomonadaceae. The transcript is spliced from 5 exons.